UAAUAUAUGGUUUAGUGCCUUUAUAAAUUUAUUAAAAAGGAUUCAAACGGAAAUCCCCUUUCUUCAAACCCUAACGCUUUCCUCUUCUUCCUUCAAACGAAAAAUGGCUGAGGCAGCUUUGGACAUGACUCUCGAUGAUCUCAUCAAGAAGAAUAAGACCGCCGCCGGAGGUAAACCUCGCGGCCGAGGUCGCGGCGCCGCCUCCGCAACCUCCGGUGGUGGCCCUUCUCGCCGGUUUCCUAAUCGUUCCGCUAACCGAGCUGCACCUUAUUCAACCGCCAAGGCUCCUGAAGCGGCGUGGAAUUAUAAUAUGUUCGCGGCUGAUCAAGCGGUCCCCUUUGGACAAGGUGGUGGUCGGGCUUCGUCUUCUAUAGAGACUGGGACAAAGCUCUACAUCUCCAAUCUUGAUUACGGCGUCUCCAAUGAGGAUAUCAAGGAGCUCUUUUCAGAAAUUGGUGACCUGAAACGCUAUGCUAUUCAUUAUGAUAGGAGCGGGAGAUCAAAGGGAACAGCCGAGGUGGUUUUCUCACGUAGACAAGAUGCAAUAACUGGUGUUAAAAGGUUCAACAAUGUUCAGCUUGAUGGGAAGCCAAUGAAGAUUGAAAUUGUUGGAACCAACAUUGUCACUCCUACUGCUCCUUUUCCCAAUGGUGCUUUUGGUUUUGGAGAUACUAAUGGAGUUCCUAGAAGUGGUCAAGCAAGAGGUGGCGGUUUUGGGAGGUCGCGGGGUGGUAGAGGACGUGGUCGUGGAUUUCGAGGAGGCAACAGGGGACGGGGGAGAGGAGGCCAUGGUGAAAAGCUAUCGGCAGAAGAUCUAGAUGCUGAUUUGAUGAAAUAUCAUACAGAAGCAAUGGAGACGAGCUGAUGGGUCUGGUAUUUGUGUUUGCCACUUUAUCCAUUGCUUAGUGGAGCCACCCCACAGACUCUCUGUACUUUAGCCUUUUCUUUUCAAGUUGCAAGAAAGAGUACUUGUUGGAAGAUUUUUAGUUUCGAGAAAGGAAGUACUCAUAGGAAGAUUUUAAUUGUACCUGUGUGGGAAUUGAACUUCUUUAUAAUUUCCCUUGAUUUGGGUCUCUGACUUGGAUGGAGUGAUGUAAUCUACUCAACUCUUUAGUUUAUUUAAGAGGUGGAUGAUUAGAGUAGAAA
Messenger RNA from Capsicum annuum, 1146 nucleotides. Its product is annotated as THO complex subunit 4A. Lineage: Eukaryota; Viridiplantae; Streptophyta; Magnoliopsida; Solanales; Solanaceae. Gene Ontology annotation, molecular function: mRNA binding. The record is from RefSeq and is a predicted model, not a curated record. Gene Ontology annotation, cellular component: nucleus. The transcript has 5 exons. Gene Ontology annotation, biological process: mRNA export from nucleus. The coding region runs from base 104 to 865 and encodes 253 amino acids.